Messenger RNA from Drosophila takahashii, 433 nucleotides. RefSeq names its product dynein light chain roadblock-type 2. Gene Ontology annotation, biological process: microtubule-based movement. Gene Ontology annotation, molecular function: dynein intermediate chain binding. The record is from RefSeq and is a predicted model, not a curated record. Lineage: Eukaryota; Metazoa; Arthropoda; Insecta; Diptera; Drosophilidae. Gene Ontology annotation, cellular component: cytoplasm; cytoplasmic dynein complex; centrosome.
CAAUAUCAGUCAACUAAAAAUCAAUUCAAAGCUUGUAAUUUAUUUUUCUUGUUCCACAAAAUGUCUGCCGAAAUUGAGGAAAUGCUGAAGCGUUACCAGAACUAUCCGAAUGUUGUUGGCGUUAUUAUUUUGGACCCCUUCGCCAUUCCCAUCAAGACGACCAUGGAGUACACAUUGACCGUGCAAUAUGCCGCUUUAAUCAGCACCUUGGCCUACAAGGCGGCCAAAAUGGUCACCAAUUUGGAUGCGAGCAACGAGCUGAUGACCCUGCGCCUGCGCACCAAGGUCCACGAGGUGAUUGUGCUGCCCUCCGAGAACUACAUCAUCAUUGUGGUCCAGAACCCGGGCACUUGAUUCCCCAUCCCAUAACAUCCUUUCCAUCCUCCAAUAUACUCGAAAAAACCAUAUACUCAAAGUGUUGGGCCGAAUGCAA